AUGAUAUCUUUUUUGUCGUCUUCGCUUUUAUUUUCCUUAUUCCUUUCAUUUUUAACUAUGCUUCUUUUUUCUUCUCCUCUCUCAUUUUCACUUUUUUCUCUUUCCUCCUUUUCUUUAACUCGACUCUUCUUUAUAUUAUUUCUUCUUCUUCAUCUUCUUCUUCUUCUUCUUCUUCUUCUUAUUAUUAUUAUUAUUAUUAUUAUUCAAUAUGGCUUUCUCAUUUUUAAUUCUCUUUACACAAAUGCUCAUUUUUCUUUUUUGUCACUCUUUUCACUCAAAUCGUUCCAAUUCUUUCUCUGCCUCUUUUUCUUACUCUUAUUCCGCAGAGGCGUCACGAAAAAUGCCAUGUUUGGGCGCACGAAUCCCGUGGAAAAACGACAAGAGGCACAUCAUUUUCCAGUUGUCAGUUCCUCUUUUAAGGAAACUGGCCACUUAGUUUGGACGCAGGGAAAGCACGGUGGAGUAUGGAGAGAAAAAGUGGGCGGUGGUCGUUGCGAUGGAGAUAAGAUUAGUAGUUGUGGCAUUUGUCGUUGGCGAAGCGUCAGGCGCGAGAGGUUGGUGCGCGUGAGGUUCGGUACUUUUCGCGCCAUUUCGCCAACGGCCUAUACUCGCACGUCGUUGAUCAGCUCACUCUCUAAAUUUUUUGUCUCUCUCUCUCUCUCUCUCUAUCUAUCUAUCUAUCUAUCUAUCUAUCUGGUGUCUUCUCAGUCGACUUUGAUGUUUUGUACUUCGAGAAAAUGCUUACUUCAGCGCGUUUUCUGA
Messenger RNA from Acanthosepion pharaonis, 762 nucleotides. Lineage: Eukaryota; Metazoa; Mollusca; Cephalopoda; Sepiida; Sepiidae. The record is from the annotation of a GenBank genome assembly.